AAGGCAGCCGUGGGGAAGCCGACUUUGCAGCUCACUACGCAUGCGCGUUAAGUACUCCGCUCGAGAGGGAGACAUGGCGACGUCCCUGAUCUGCGGCCGUUUGACGGCUAGCCUGAGGAAUUCAGGGGCCAGAAACACUAUCAGCUCCGCUUCCAAGGUUCUCGGUGGUUCUUCGGGUCUGUUCGGAGGCCUUGUGUCCCAGCCGCAGCAGCAGCAGCACAGGACUCUCUCCCUUCACGAGUACAUGAGCAUCGGGCUGCUGAAGGAGGCCGGCAUCUCUGUGCCGACCGGCAUGGUGGCCAGCUCCUCGGAGGAGGCCUACGCUGUGGCCAAGCAGAUCGGCUCCAAGGACCUGGUGGUGAAAGCUCAGGUGCUGGCUGGUGGCAGAGGGAAGGGGACGUUCGAGGGCGGACUGAAGGGCGGAGUGAGGAUCGUCUACUCGCCAGAAGAGGCCCGUGACAUUUCGUCCCAGAUGAUUGGUCGAAAACUGUACACCAAACAGACCGGGGAGGCGGGUCGUAUCUGCAACCAGGUGUUCAUCUGUGAGCGCAGGUACCCACGCAGAGAGUACUACUUCGCCAUCACCAUGGAGAGGUCUUACCAGGGGCCCGUACUGAUUGGCAGCUCGCAGGGCGGCGUGAACAUUGAAGACGUUGCAGCGGAGAACCCAGAUGCCAUUGUGAAAGAGCCCAUCGACAUUGUGGAGGGCAUUAAGAUGGAGCAGGCAGUCAAGGUCGCGCAGAAGAUGGGCUUCCCGGAGGCGCUGGUGAACGAGGCGGCGGAGAACAUGGUCAAGCUGUACAAUCUGUUCAUCAAGUACGACGCCUCCAUGGUGGAGAUCAACCCCAUGGUGGAGGACUCCUCUGGCAUGGUGAUGUGCAUGGACGCCAAGAUCAACUUUGACUCCAACGCAGAGUACCGCCAGAAGAAGGUGUUCGAAAUGCAGGACUGGACCCAGGAGGACCCCCGGGACCGGCAGGCCGCCAAGGCCGACCUCAACUACAUCGGCCUGGAUGGAACCAUCGGCUGUCUGGUGAACGGAGCAGGUCUGGCCAUGGCCACCAUGGACAUCAUCAAACUCCACGGCGGCACGCCGGCCAACUUCCUGGAUGUGGGAGGAGGAGCCACAGCUCAUCAGGUGACCGAGGCCUUCAAACUCAUCACGUCUGACCGGAAGGUUCAGGCCAUCCUGGUCAACAUCUUUGGAGGCAUCAUGAGGUGUGAUGUCAUCGCUCAGGGCAUCAUCAUGGCUGUGAGAGACCUGGACCUCAAGAUCCCCAUCGUAGUGCGGUUACAAGGGACGAGAGUGGACGACGCCAAAGCUCUGAUCGCCGCCAGUCCGCUCAAAAUCCUGGCCUGUGACGACCUGGACGAAGCUGCCAAAAUGGUUGUCAAGCUUUCUGAAAUCGUCUCGCUGGCUAAGGAAGCUCAGGUGGACAUCACCUUCCAGCUGCCCAUCUAAGAAACCUGGAGCCCCGCCCCCCCGACCCCUCGCACCUCCUGCGUCGCCUCCUCGCCUCCUCACCCCCAGCGACCAGAACAGACGAGUUCCCGCCCACCUCAGACGUUUAGUUUAGUUUUUUUUCUUUCUUUCUCUGUGGCAUGAUGGUGUGAGUGAAUGCAGGUGUCCAACACCACCUUCCUGUCUCCCUCCGCCCCCUCCACCUACAAACUUAUGUUGCACUUGAGUCGAUACGCACAAACCUCCUCCUGUCACCCCCAGCCGAGCCGCUCUGUUGCCCGGCGGUUUCCUGUUUGACGUUGUGUUUUCAGUUCAGUUAAAUGAGUGAUGGUGAGACAGCAGCUGCAGACUGUGUGUUGUCUCUCAAGAGGACAGUAACACAAUAAAGACCAGAUUGGUUCCUGUGCAGGAGUGUUUCAUCCAACACGGGCUGAAAACACACACACGCACGCGCACACACACACACACACACACACACAGCACGUGCUGUAAAACAGCAGCAGCUGGUGGAUCUAAUAAUCGAGUUCUCGUCCCAGCAGACGGAGUCUCUGACGUUUGACUCAGACUUUCAGACCCUCCAGGAUCCUGUGAUCCCACGUGGUCCAGCAUGAUCCCGAACCCCCUCACACGCUGCCGGCACUUUCUGUUGUGUUCCGGUCGAGUUGGGCCUCCUUCACAGAGUCGAGUGUCACGCUGACCAGUGCAGGACCCAGAGCCGUCAACUGGCCUGUGAAGCACACAGCUUGUCCAUCCAGAGGGUUUCUCCUCCCCGCUGGAGGCUCCUGGCACCGUGACGGCGUCUGAUGCACCAAUCAGAGCAGGAUGUCAGUGCAUGACCUGCAGUCUGAUCGCCCGAUUGGCCGCAGCAGCGUGACGUCAGGUUGUGUUUCUCAAAUGUUUUAAGGUUUCACCACAGGGCUGCUGUGUCUCAGGUCUUCUGCAGCCUGCACACACUCCACACACACACACUCCACACACACACUCCACACACACUCAGAGGACUGGUGUUUUGGUCCAGAUGAAGCCCAACACUGAUGCUGUUCCUGGAAAAACAUGUUAGUUUGUUUAGCUGCAGGAGCCGCAGGCAGCCAGUCAGCUGUUAGCAUGCUAACACGGCAGACUUGACUGACGUGUGUUUUGUGUCAGGUGGUGGAGGCAGACGUGUCACAUGGAGGUCUGUGAGAAAACCACUUUUACGUUUUGAUGAAGCGACCAUAAAGCUCAGAGCGUCGAGUGCGACUGCCGCUGAGUCACAGGGCGAAGUGUCGAUGGCCCCCCCACGCUGUGUGUGUGUGUGUGUGUGUGUGUGUGUGUGUGUGUGAGAGAGCGAGAGACUAAACUCUUCCUCAGUGGUUGAAGCUUUGAGAAACUGAGCUUCUUAAAACUGGUCAGAGCCAAUCAGAUGUGAAAGCAGGCUGAUGACACAGCAGCAAAGCCCAGCUGCACUUUGAGUCGGAGGCCCAGUGUGACGGCAGGAAGCCCCUGAUCGAUGAGACGCUCGACGGGGACGUUAACACGACUCGCUGUGGAGUGUUUGCCCUCGGCUUUGAACUCGACACAGUGCGGUGUUGACUCUGACGCCUGUGGAGCCGCGGGCCGCGCCGAUCGAUCGGUGAAGCUGCUGUGACGAAUGUUCAGCUGAGGGGAUGCGUCUUCAUUGUUCCUAUUGAGGAGCUCAGAGAAAAGGAGGAGCGCGGAGUCGGCCGAACGUUAACUCGGUGACUUCCUGCGUUCAUUCUGCUUCCUGUGUAUCUCAGUCUGUUGGAGACGAGCUGAAGCAGAACUGCUGAAGCGUGAGGACACUGGCUUCUGUUGGCCCUGUCCUCUCUCCUGUUCUGUCCUUCACGAGUCUCACCUGGUUCCCGUCGUGUUGGAAACAGCCGCUGAAGGCGUCCCUGGUGUUUUAGGUCCCGUGUCUUCCUUUGGACGUUGAGUUAAAACCUGUGACAGCUGGACACUCUGUGUACUCUGUCUGCGUAUUUAUUAACUUCUCCUGGACCUCCGUGGUUGAGGAGGUGUCUCCUUCAGGCCGAGGGGACGGGGACGUCUUCACCGGCUGCUGCUGUUCGGUCUGCCAUCAUGCCACAGCCACUUGGUGCUCCGCCUCUGGACGUCGUGUCGGGGCCGACAGGCUGCAUCCUCUCACAUCAACGGUGACAUUGCUGUACUUUAACCUUCCUCCUCCUCCUCUUCCUCCUCCAGCCCUCCAAACACAAACCGACAUUGUGAGUUGUUUGUCAUUUAUUAUAUCUUGUAAAUAACCAAACUGAUGUUCUUGCUCUGUAAAAUAUUUAAGCGAAGGAGUACGACCAAGAGAGAAAAAAUAAAUGCAGAGGACACCAAA
Scatophagus argus is the source of this 3806-nucleotide messenger RNA. RefSeq names its product succinate-CoA ligase ADP-forming subunit beta (gene sucla2). Gene Ontology annotation, biological process: tricarboxylic acid cycle; succinyl-CoA metabolic process. The coding region runs from base 41 to 1462 and encodes 473 amino acids. Lineage: Eukaryota; Metazoa; Chordata; Actinopteri; Scatophagidae. Gene Ontology annotation, molecular function: ATP binding; metal ion binding; succinate-CoA ligase (ADP-forming) activity. Gene Ontology annotation, cellular component: succinate-CoA ligase complex; mitochondrion. The record is from RefSeq and is a predicted model, not a curated record. The transcript has 11 exons.